This is a messenger RNA of Dunckerocampus dactyliophorus (ringed pipefish), 1246 nucleotides long. It is a transcript of the gene hcar1-3, whose product is annotated as hydroxycarboxylic acid receptor 1-3. The transcript has 2 exons. Gene Ontology annotation, biological process: G protein-coupled receptor signaling pathway. Lineage: Eukaryota; Metazoa; Chordata; Actinopteri; Syngnathiformes; Syngnathidae. Gene Ontology annotation, cellular component: membrane. Gene Ontology annotation, molecular function: G protein-coupled receptor activity. The record is from RefSeq and is a predicted model, not a curated record.
GUCAGUCCAAAUUCUGAAUGGAGUCGGAUCAGAACCAGACCAUCCCGGGGCCCGCCGGCGGCUGCCCCCCCGUUGGCAUCCAGCUGGAGGGCGUCAUCCUGCCGCCGGUCCUCACGCUGGACGUCAUCCUGGGCCUGCUGGGGAACCUGGUGGCUCUGUGGAUCUUCUGCUUCCGCAUCAAGUCAUGGAACCCAAACAACCUGUUCCUCUUCAACCUGGUCAUUGCCGACUUCCUGGCGCUGGUCAGUCUUCCUCUGAGGAUCGACGCCUUGCUCAGAGGUCACUGGGUGUUUGGAGACGCCGUGUGCCGCAUCAACCUCUUCCUCAUGUUCUCCAACCGCACGGCCAGCAUCGCCCUCAUGACCGUCGUGGCCUUUUACCGAUACUUCAAGGUGGUCCAUCCGCACCACCGCUUCAACCGCAUGAGCAAAACGCAGGCGGGAAUGCUGUCCAUGUUUGUGUGGCUGCUUGUGGUCAGCCCGCGCGUCCCCAUGCUGGCCUACAAUCACAUCAAGGGCAGCGGCAACGCCACCCAGUGCUUCUUCUUCACGUCCUACAAAGAGGCGUCACAAGGCAUCAUCAUCCUGGUGGGGAUGCACCGCAUCCUGACCGUGCUGGAGUUCAUCAUCGCCAUGGCCAUGCUGCUCUUCUGCUCCGUGCGCAUCUCCCGCUUCCUGAAGGAGCGCCAGAUGGGAAAGCCCGACAAAGUGCGCAAGGCCAUGCGGGUAUGCGUGGCCAUCGUGGUUGUGUUCGUGGUGUGUUUCCUUCCCACCACCGUCACCACCAUCGGCGUGUGGGUCAUCCGCUCGUACCGCCCGUGGGACUGUGGUGCCUUCUACACCUUUACACAGCUCACCAUCGUGUCUUUGGGCCUCAACUUCCUCAACUCGGCCCUGGACCCUGUUGUCUACGUCUUCUCCAGUUCCAUGUUCAGGAAAGCCCUCCUCAGCUCCAUCCCCCGCCUCCUGCGCUGCGGGCGGGACGAGGGCGAGUACGCUGUGUCCUCGUCUGCAUCUCAGUCCACCAGCCAGCAGGAGCUCAAGUCUUUGAGAACCGGCAGAUAGAGUGAUGCUAUGUGAGGAGUUUCUUCUCUGCCUCCACCUCACCUUCAUUUGCAUCACUAACCUUUGGAAACAACAUCCAAUAAGCUUGAUAUCAUCAAUGCUAAGUAAGGGAAAUGUAGGCUUCAAUUAAUUAAAUAUCUUUGUCACAAUAAAUUUACAUGACGUUCACAUUCAUAACUCAU